Messenger RNA from Parus major (Great Tit), 950 nucleotides. RefSeq names its product microsomal glutathione S-transferase 1 (gene MGST1). The record is from RefSeq and is a predicted model, not a curated record. Bases 108 to 575 code for a protein of 155 amino acids. The transcript is spliced from 4 exons. Gene Ontology annotation, cellular component: mitochondrion; membrane. Lineage: Eukaryota; Metazoa; Chordata; Aves; Passeriformes; Paridae. Gene Ontology annotation, molecular function: glutathione transferase activity.
GCACGGCCGAGGUGCGGGGCACGGCCGAGGUGCGGGGCACGGCCGAGGUGCGGGGCACGGCCGAGGUGCGGGGCACGGCCGAGAGGUUGUCAGUGAGAAGGGGAGAAAUGGCCAAAUCCACCCAGUUAAUUGACAAUGAAGUCUUCCGGGCUUACGCUACUUACACAGCCAUUGUUCUUCUAAAAAUGAUGCUAAUGAGUCUGAUAACAGCAUACUACAGGAUCACAAGGAAGGCAUUUGUCAACCCAGAAGAUACAGAAUCAUUUGGAAAAGGGGAGAGUGCUAAGAAAUACCUGAGGACUGAUCCAGAUGUUGAACGUGUACGCAGAGGCCACCUGAAUGACCUGGAAAAUAUUGUCCCGUUUGUUGGCAUCGGACUGCUGUAUGCUCUGAGUGGCCCUGAGCUGUCCACAGCCCUGCUGCACUUCAGGAUGUUCGCAGGGGCUAGGAUCCUCCACACUUUUGCCUACUUGAUCCCUCUUCCCCAGCCUGGCAGAGGUUUGUCUUGGGCAGUUGGCUACUCAGUCACCUUCUCCAUGGCCUACAAAGUCCUGAAGACAGCGUGGCUCCUGUAGCAGAGCCGUGGCUUCCGUGUCCCCUUCGACAUUCCACACAAAGUUUCCAGCGCUGUACGAUGAUGUCUUCUGCGAGCCAAUGAGUCUUCCCUGGUAACUGGAAUUCUUUUUUUUUUUUUUAACUAAAGCUUUUUGUUCCUGUUCAGAAGUGUUUCUUUUCUGGAGGAAAAAGAGUCCUUCUCCCUGUAUUCCCUGUUCAUGGGUUGCACUGCCAAAUACUAGAUUGGAUGUUCCCUUUGCGAUUUGUCAAGCGCUUACAAUUCUAAACAUGCCAUGAUGCUGUAUUGAUAGAGUGUUUGAUAAUUUUCUACAGAUGCACUAUUUUUGGCUGUAGCUCUGAAGUCUAAAUCAAUAAAGACAAGAUUAAAAAAAAAA